GAUAUUUUUAUGAAGUGUAAAAUUCCACAUUGGCUUUUUUUCUUUCAACAAUUUAAAGAUAUUUCAUUUCCUUCUGGCUAUGUACUUUCGUAGUUUCAGUGAGAUAUCUGAUGUCAUUUUGUCUUUGCUCCUCUGAACAUAAUGAUUUCAUUUUCUUCCCUGUUUUUGUAAUACUUUGGCUAUGAUGUGCCCUCAUGUGGUUUUCUUUGUGUUUGUCAUACUUGGGUUCCUUGAUCCUCUUGAAUCUGUACAUUUAUAGUUUUAUCUUUUUGAAAAAUUUUGGCUAUCAGUUUUCAAACACAUUUUUUUUUCUAUUUUCCCACUCCUUCUCUUCUCUUUCUCGGAAUUUAACUGCACAUAUAUUAGACUGCUUUGUAUUUUCCUACACUGAGGCUUUAUUCCUGUAUUUUCCAUCUUUUUUUUAAAUCUCCCUUUUUAAAUUUGGAUUAUUUCUGUUGUUGUUUUCUCAUAUACUGAUCUUUUCCUCUGCAGUGUCUAACAUGUUGCAAUCUCACCUCAUGAUAAUUUUAUUUCAGAUUUUGUAUUUUUCAUUUCCACAAGUUCCACUCAGUUUUUUAAAAAUAAUCUCUAUUUCUCUCCUCAUUGUGUUCAAGUUUUUCUUUAUAGCCUUGUGUUUAUUCAUAAUAUUUAUAAUAGCUGUCUUAACAUCCUUAUUUGGUAGUUCAUAAUUUGUCAUUGUUGAGUCUGUUUCUAUUGAUUGAUUUUUUUUCUCUGAUUAUGGUCUACAUAUUCCUGAUUUCUUCACAUGACUGGUAAUUUUUUAUUGGAUGCCAGAAUUGUGAAUUUUGCAUUGGAUUUUGUAUGCUUUUAAAGAGUGUUUUAUUUAUUCUACCAAGUAUUUAAAUUACAGAUCAGUUUUAUCCCUUUGAAGCUUGUGUGGGAGAGGCAGAAAUUUUCCUCUACUUUUCUAGGUUCUUCUGGCUGUUCUAAGAGAUAAAUUGACAUGAGACAGAUUAAUAGGAGAAAAUCCAAUUUAAUGGGAACCCCACAUACAUGACAGAGUCAAAGUAUUGAGUCAAAGUCUCAAUACUUGACAGGUUCAGAGAUAAAAGGUAAAAUGAGGUAUAUAUGCCAUCUUGAGCUAAGGAAUGGGAUGGGGCCACUGGCUUCAGAGGGGAGGAGGUUAAUUCAUAGGAUGAUAAGAAGAGCAGAUGUUCAGUAAUUAGAGGUUUGCCUUGCCAUACAGAUAGGUCAUGAAAAUUUAUUUCUGGUGAUAAUUUAUUAUGGGCAAGGCCCCCAAUUUAAAUUCUUUAAGGGAGAGAUAAAAGUAUCUCUUGAGCCCAAAGAGUCUCGAUUGCCUUUAGCUGCAAGUAUUGCACAUGUCAAAGUGGCACACCUUGGGGAGGCCUAUUCUGAACCUCUUCACUUGCUUUUAAUUUUGUUAUAGUGGAUCUAGUGUAGUCUGAUUCUGUGGAUUAUUUAACCCUUCUUACAAGACCUCUUUUUGGUGGGAUCUUUACUCAGUGCCCCAUAUAUUCAGCACUGUUUCUCCACUUUGAUGGUGGAAAUCAAAUGAUUCCCUGCCUUGUGUAAAUGCGGAUAAUUGUUUGGCUUAAAGUUGCUUGAUAAUUGUUCUUUCCCCGCGUUAUUUGUCUAGCUUUUGGAUUUUCACUUUAUGCAUAUGCAGAAUGGUAUUUAGCCAAAGACUAAAGGAGACUCGUUUGCAGAUUUCAGGAUCUUUUAUGUGUGUAAUUAGCUUCUUCCUCUUUGGUGGUGCUCUGUUCUGUAAUUUCUUGUGGCCUUGGCAUCCCAAAACCCUGAUCUAUGUCUCCUCAAUUAAGAACAUCACUGAGGUCUUUUUGGGUUACCUCUCCCUACAGUGAUGUCCAGAAUUUGUCUCCAGGCAGAAAGAUGGGGCUGUUGUAGGGCUCACCUCGUUCGUUUCUCUUUUCUCAGGGAUCAGUCCUGCUUUGCCUUUUCUUCGAUUUCAGAAAACAGUUGUUUGAUUUAUUUUGUCCAAUUUUCUAGUUGUUUAUGGUGGGAGGGAAAAUCUUGUAGCACUUAAUAUUUGUGGGCAGAAGCAGAAGUCAGAAUAUCUUUUAUUUUUAUUUUCUAAGUCUAAUAUAAUGAGUUAUUAUGAGUUGCUUUAAAAAAAAUAUUUCUAGAGACUUUCAUUUUCCUGUUCAAAUAGAUCUUAUUCAUUCUUUAGUCCUGCUUCAAGCAUGCCAAAAUUGAAAGUAGUUUUGCCUCAGAACUGUAGUUGUUCUGGUGUCCACUGUUGCUGAUGGGAAGACUGAUACCAGUGUGAUUCUGGCUUCAUGGCAAAAUACCUAUUUUUUCUUUCUUGAACCUUGCAAGAUCUUAUCUUUAUCCUUGGGCUGGAGAUUUCAAAAUUAUAUUUUAAAUAUUGGGGAGUUUUUUGUUUGUUUGCUUCAUUUUCUCAGGAUGGCACUUUGUGAGCCCAUUCAAUAUAGAGAUUGUGUUUUUCUUUAGCUCUGGAAAAUGGUAUUUCUGAUAAUUCCUUUUCAUCUAUUUUCUCUUUCUCUCUUUCUAAAACUCACAUUAGGUGGAUGAGAGAUCUGUUGCAUUGAUCCUAAUGCUACUUUUUGUUUUUCUUGUAUUUUUCAUUUCUUUGCCUAUUAUUUGUACUUCCUAGAACUGAUUAUUUUACUUUGCAUUCUGUAUUUUGGUAGUCAUAUUUUGAAUUUCUAAGAUCUUUUUAAUUUUUCUGAUCAUUGUUCUUUUUUAUGUAGCAUUUUGCAUUUGUGUUUUGGAUGUACUAUCAUCAUAGAUAUCUCUAAGUAUUAUAUAAUAAUUUUAAGGAAAUUUGUGUUUAUUCCCAUUAUUGUAUGUAUUUCAUCCAGGAUUCUUUUUUCUCCCUUUUAGUAUUAUCAUGGAUUCUAACGUUGGAGGCUUUCAUUAAAUGCCUGGUGAAUUUUUGUUUAUCUGUUCAUAUGAGAGAGGAUAAGUUGAGAGAGGAAAUUAGAAACCUGUUGGAAAUACUGAAAAUAUGGGAAGAACUUUACACUGGCAGGAUUUGGCUUAGUUAUUGGGUAGAGUGCUGGUCAUACUCUAGGAAGCAUCAAAAUGCCAGUAUAUCUGAUCUUUUCCAUGGGACCAUUCAAUUCCUUAGAGAAGAACACUGAUUUUUUUUAAACAGCUUUAUUGAGGAUCUAUUUGCAUACCAUAAAAUCCAUUCAUUUUUAAGUGUACAAUUAAGUGGUUUUUAGAAAAUUCAGGCUAAAUAUGGAGUUCACCUCUUGUACCUCCUUUUCUUAAGGAAUAUAGCCCCCAAGAUAGUCUGCAUUAAUUGUUCUCCAAUGCCUUCAAAUAAUUAUUUUAUUGAUUCUGUUCAUAUUUUAUAGUUCGUUUUGAUGGGAAAGUUAGUUCAAUGCAAGCUACAUUAUCAUGGCCAAAACCAGAAGUCCCAAUCUACUGAGUUUUUAAUUCAGUUAUUAUAUAUUUCAAAUUGAAUAGUUUUUGUUUGUUUCACACCUUCUUGCAAUUUUGUUGUAUUUCAAGUCCCUGUUUCACUUCUUCAGACAUAGUAAGUAUACUUUUUCAUAUUCUGUGUCAGAUAAUUCUAACAUCUGAAUUUUUAUGGCACUGAUUCUGCUUGUUUUGUUGUUGUUCCUACUGAGAGCUACUUGCGUUCCUUGGAAGUUUGUGGAAAUUCUUUGAGGUCUGCGCCAAAGUGAAUUCCUCUAGAAAUAAUUUGCAUUCACCUCAGUAAGCUACAUUGCAGCACUACCAAGGAUUCAUUUUAAGGAUAUUCUAAGUUUAUUGCCAGGUUCACAUGAUUGCACAAGUUUUUCCCUACAGAGGAGGAUGACAUUCGGGCUGCUAAGGCCCUGCUGCUUCUUCAGCACACGUACAAACUGGAUCUGAAGGCUCUUUCCAAGGGGGUGCUGGCAGGACUUGAGAAAUAUAGAAAAAGAAGCUACUUAUGCCCUAGUAUCAUCUUUUCUGGCUGUGAGGUGUUCUGGGAACUCUGAGCUGUAGCUGCCCCUGACGCAGGAAGGGUUAAUAAUCACUGGAAAAGGCUUGCCAACAAACUGUGACCCAGAGGUCUUGGUUUUCUUAUCUGAGGAAUGGAGAACCAAAAUGCUGCCUAUACUUCUCUCUUGGGUAUUGUGGGGAUAAAGCUGAGUUAUGAAUGUGAGGCAGGACCCCUGGCUGCCUGUCUGUGCUAGAGCUCUCUGGAGUGACUCCUCUCAUGAACAAGCCUGGCUGAAUCUGCCAUACUUUGUGAAGUUGUUGGAGGAAGAAAGGACAGGAAAGCCUGGAAGUGGGGCAUCAGAGACCAAGCAUGAGAUAUCCAACAAUGCCCUCAGGAUUCCCUGGACCAUCUGCAAAACCAAGAGGUUUUGUUUUAUGAGAGCCUCUGCUGUGGAGAGGAUGAAGCGAUCCAGAGUCUUUAAUAUCACCUCAGCUUCUGCCCACCCAUCCAAAGUCAGGGUCAGCCAAAGGUUGCUGAUUGUGGUAUUGGAGAAUUCUUUGAACCUCAUUUGGAUUAUUUUUUGGGAUUUGAGGACAAGCCUUUUGGAGCCUGAUGAGACAGGGAAUCGUGUGGCCACAUUCAUGAGCUAUAUGAGUGAUGUAGAAGCUGGUGGUGCCACUGUCUUCCCAGACUCGGGGGCUAUGAUUUCGCCCAAGAAGAAUGUAAGCACCAAGAUGGCAGAGAAUCUGUCUUGCUUCCCGCUUGACUCUAGUGCCCAGAGAGUGCCUGAUAUAUGGAGUGAUAAAAAAAAAAAAACCUUAAGAUGGGAUUUUGGAUCACCUACCAUCUGGCUGCCAGUGAGGACCCAUGCCUUCACAGUUGACAGGUCAGGAGUGACAGUAGGAGAUGUUGUCACAGAACUGAACUCACUGAUGGCAAUACUGCUCAUUCUGUACAAUCUCAAUCAAUCAAGGAUGAUGAGUCCAGUCACCCCAAUCAAAAGUCCCUUGCCAAGUUUCCAGAUCUGAACCAGUUUUCAGAUUCAGAACACACUGAUUGAAGAAGCAGCCAGACCACCUGAAGGGAGGAUCCCACAACCUCACAGCAAGAUAGUUCCCAAAUCCGUUAAGUGGGAAAGGGAGCAGCCAGUUGUGCUGGUGUUGGAUUCCUCGGUCACGCUGGCUCCUGAGUGGCCCAAGAUCAUCCUCUUGGCUCACCUCUCAGACGCUGUUGUUGAUAAGGGUAAUGAUAACAUUCCUGGCUGUGUACUGAGUACCUUAUAGCCUGGUGCUGAUCUUUGUCUCUAGAGCAUUUUCUAAACUUUGGGAAAUUUGUGCUGCCUUUCCAUCCUGACUUCCAUAAAAUCCACGUGCAUUUCUUUUAAUUAGAGGCAAGAAGAGGCUCACUCAUCAGACCCUGGAGCAUAGCCACUGCUGGCACCUAUGCAGUGAGGGGUCCUCUCCAGACCUGGAGGAUAAAGCAGUAGUUCAGAGCAGGGACCCCACAGUCCCCUGAGGGGCAGAUGAUAAUACAGCCCCGAGACCCAGGAGGCUGGCAGGCAUACCCCAGAGUAAGUGGUGAGGAGGAAGAUGCCCCAGUAGAGGACCUGUCCACCACUCACUGGACACUCUUCUACCCCGUUGCAGGGACAGAUGUCAGCCACUUGGCUGGGGUGCAUUCCAGUCACAGAGGCCAGGGGAUGGUAGGAAAGCUGUGGCUGGUUUGUGUUCCUGUGACCCACUGCUGCUGUGAGGGAGAUAGGACUGUGAGUAGUUAGGCUGGAGGGGUUUGCAGGGGCCAUGAGGGCCAGAGUGGCAGGGCAGGGUCUUAGGCCAGACCAAAGGGCUUGGAGUUCAGGCUGAGCCAGCAAGCAGCCCAUAUGGGACUCAGCCAGACUAAUCCCCUAAAAUGUAAGCACCUCAAGGGUGGGGUUCCUCCAGAGUCUGGCACAGUUCCUGAUACUUCAUAAGCACUCAGUAAAUAUUUGUUGAAUGAAUUAAUGGGUGCAUGACUCCAUCCGGCUGCCAUGGUGAGAGAAGCAGGAGGGGUCUGUCUAGAGACGUGUGGACAAGGGCUGCACUCCACAAUGUACUAGCAAGACACCACCCACAUCCAUGUCAGACUGGGCCCUUCUUGAGCUAACUCUUGCAAGAAGGUGACGCUGGAGGUGGAGGCAGCCUCUCCACAGCUCUGGCAGCGCGGGGAACUGGCGAGUAAUAAACUGGCUAACUUUUGCUCUUAUCAAUGAACGUGCUUCACUGCAGCCUGCCCAAGCCAAGCCCCAAGGGCAGGCCCCAUGGCCCUGUGAGCAAGGGCUGACCUUGACCCAGGCUUAGUCAGAUUUGGGCUUUGUUUCCCCACAAUUAGCUUGUCAGAAGGCAUCCAGUUGGGCAAGACUGAACAAUGUAGAGAAGAAUUUCCAAUAAUGACGAGGACCUUUGGGAAGCAGCUUCAGAUCAUGUGAAGGGAGGGAGAGAUCCAUUAUGUGAUGGACAAGCAGUGUCUACAAAAGGUGGAAAACCAACAGCAGUGUUGUUUAUAAAAGACUUUUCCUUGGAAAAAUGUUUGGCAGUACCUACUAAAGCAAAAAUAUGUGUAUCCUAUGACCCAGUAAUUCUAUACCAUUUCCAGUAUUUCCAACAGAAAUGCAUACAUAUGCUCACCAAAAUAUGAGUAUAAGAAUGUUCAUCAUAUCUCUAUUAAUAUUAGCCAAAAACCAGAAACAGCUAAAAUAUCCAUCAGCAGUAGAAUGGGGAAAUAUCUUGUGGGAUGCAAUGGAAUACUACACAGGAGCAAAAAAGGACAGAUGACAACUACGUACAACAGCCAGAAAGAAGUGCACAGACAUAGUGUUUAACAAAAGAAGUCAAAUUAAAAGAAACCAUAGACUAUGAUUCCUCUUAAAUGCUGUUCAAGAAUGGUCUAAACGAAUUUAUGGUGAGAAGUUGGAACAGUGGCUCUACGUAGGGGGAUGGAGGCUGACUAGGAGGGAGAAAGCACAGGAGGUCUUUGGGUGUGCUGGGAAGUAUUCUAUAUCCUACUCUGCAUGCUGGUUAUAAUGGUGUAAACAUAUAUAAAAAUUCACUGAACUGUACACUUGAGAUUUGUGUACUUUA
Messenger RNA from Equus caballus (horse), 7017 nucleotides. The record is from RefSeq and is a predicted model, not a curated record. NCBI's taxonomy places the organism in Eukaryota, Metazoa, Chordata, Mammalia, Perissodactyla, Equidae.